AAAAACCCUAGCUGAGCUCUUCUUCUUCCUAACCUAACAAUCUCUCCUCAACUCAAUUUCUCGCGCCGAUUGCGAGAGAUUACAAUGCAUGUCCACGAAGAACACGAUGUUCACUUCUCUUCAUCUUCCAUCAGAAUCAACCCCUCUCCUCACGACCAUUCUCUCCUCUCCAAUCUCCAAUCCUGCUCCAAAACCUUAUCCUCUCACCUCUCCAACACUCGUCUCUCACUCACCCGAAUCCUCCACUCCUUCAAAACUCGCCACACCUCAACCCAAACUCGUCGCCGCAAUUCACCCACUCAGAUUCUCAAUUCAAUCACACAGCUCAUGAUCGGCAACAACAACAGCAAGUCUCCUCUACUCUCACUCUCCCUUAUCCACUCCACAAAUUCAAUUAGGUCUGAGAAUAACGAGCCAGCCACGGGACUAAGCUCGCCGCUGCUCUGCUGCGCUUCUCUGUCGCUAACUCAGGAUGUGAUACAACAGCAGCAGCAGCAGGUGGUUCAGAAAGGUCACUCAUCGCGUUCCGCGGAGGAGGAGAGGGUUUUGAUUAGUGAGGUGUUGGUGAGGACGAAGGAUGGGGAGGAGCUUGAGAGGAAGGAUUUGGAAGUGGAGGCGUUGGCGGCGUUGAAGGCGUGUAGAGCUAAUUCGGCGUUGACGGUUAGAGAGGUGCAGGAGGAUGUGCAUAGGAUUAUAGAGAGUGGGUAUUUUUGUUCUUGUACUCCUGUUGCUGUUGAUACACGUGAUGGGAUACGGUUGAUGUUUCAGGUAGAACCAAACCAAGAGUUUCGUGGGUUGGUAUGUGAAAACGCGAAUGUUCUUCCUUCAAAGUUCAUACAGGAAGCUUUUCAAGAUGGAUUUGGGAAAGUGAUUAAUAUCAAGAGACUGGAGGAAGCUAUCACAUCCAUCAAUGGCUGGUACAUGGAGCGUGGUCUUUUCGGAAUUGUUUCUGAUGUUGAUACGCUUUCCGGAGGUAUAGUAAGGCUUCAAGUUGCUGAAGCAGAGGUUAAUAACAUAUCUAUCCGAUUCCUUGAUCGUAAGACUGGCGAACCAACUAAAGGGAAGACAAGGGUUGAGACAAUACUACGGCAGCUUACAACAAAGAAGGGACAGGUCUACAGCAUGCUUCAAGGGAAGAGGGAUGAAGACACUGUGCUAGCCAUGGGAAUCAUGGAAGAUGUUAGUAUUAUUCCUCAACCUGCAGGUGAUAGUGGAAAGGUUGAUUUGAUCAUGAACUGUGUCGAGCGUCCCAGUGGAGGCUUCUCUGCUGGUGGUGGGAUAUCUAGUGGAAUCACGAGUGGCCCCCUAUCAGGACUAAUUGGAAGCUUCGCUUACUCCCACCGCAAUAUAUUUGGAAGAAAUCAGAAGUUUAACGUUUCCUUAGAGAGGGGUCAAAUUGACUCUAUCUUUCGUAUAAACUACACUGAUCCAUGGAUUGAAGGAGAUGACAAGAGGACAUCCAGAUCUAUUAUGGUUCAGAAUUCAAGAACACCAGGGAAUCUUGUUCACGGCAAUCAACCAGACAAUGGUAGUCUGACAAUUGGUCGGGUUACAGCAGGUAUUGAGUACAGUCGGCCAUUCAGGCCAAAGUGGAAUGGUACUGCUGGUCUUAUAUUUCAGCAUGCUGGUGCUCGUGAUGAGCAAGGGAACCCUAUCAUUAAGGACUUCUACAGUAGCCCUCUAACCGCAAGCGGUAAGACCCAUGACGAAACCUUGCUCGCUAAAUUCGAAAGCAUUUAUACUGGCUCAGGUGAACAUGGAUCAACAAUGUUUGCGUUUAACAUGGAACAAGGGCUUCCUGUUUUGCCCGAAUGGUUAUUUUUCAAUCGAGUGAAUGCUCGUACCAGGAAAGGCAUAAACAUUGGACCAGCUAGUUUUCUAUUUAGUUUGUCAGGCGGACAUGUGGUGGGAAACUUCUCACCUCAUGAAGCAUUCGCCAUCGGUGGAACAAACAGUGUAAGAGGUUACGAAGAAGGCGCUGUAGGAUCUGGUCGAUCAUAUGUAGUUGGUUCAGGGGAAGUCUCUUUCCCAAUGAGAGGACCUGUAGAGGGCGUCCUUUUUACGGAUUAUGGUACUGAUCUGGCAUCAGGACAAAAGGUCCCAGGUGAUCCUGCGGGGGCUAGGCUGAAGCCUGGAAGUGGUUACGGGUAUGGUUUUGGGGUGCGUGUUGAUUCUCCAUUGGGGCCUCUACGUCUUGAAUAUGCCUUCAACGAUAAGCACACCGGAAGGUUUCACUUUGGUGUUGGCCAACGGACCUAAACUUAUUACCAGUCUCAUUUGCUUUUAUCUUUUGUUUCUAAUUAUGUUUUUUUUUUGCUCUUUGUCGUACAUUCAUCUGUAUGAAUUUUGUUCAUUUAUCUUAUCUCAUGAGUUAACUCACUUGUCUUAUGUAGAUGUUACUCAUUUUAGAAAACUCCGUG
Molecule: messenger RNA, 2420 nt
Organism: Eruca vesicaria subsp. sativa (arugula)
Lineage: Eukaryota; Viridiplantae; Streptophyta; Magnoliopsida; Brassicales; Brassicaceae
Source: the annotation of a GenBank genome assembly